AGAGAAGGAUGCCUCGUUCGUUUGGGUAUUUUGUCAUCUAGAUAAAAAUUUGACAAAUAGUUUGCCAUUGGAUUUUCAACAAUUUUUGAUGGCAAAAUGGAUCCUAGAGACUGCACUGUGAUAGAUCGGCAUUUCUCGAGACUUCAACAAUGCCUGGAACCCUCAAAACUUUUGCGUCAUCUUGAAACAAUUGGCGUUAUUGACGAAGACGACGUGGAGACCAUACGCGAAGAGAAAAAGAAAACGUCAAGAGAAAACCAAGUGGCAGUGUUUGUUGACAUUAUAAAAAGACGUGAGAACGGCUUGAGACAUUUACUUCAGGCUUUGUUGAAAUCUAAAGUGCAGGAUUUCUUAGCGAGAGAGCUUCUUGAGGAUGAUGUUUAUGACGAAGAAGAAAUCAGCAGUAUAUUGUCGGAGCUGGAAAACGAUUUGGAUGAGACACAAUCCUUGAAACUGAGCCUUAUUGAGGAGCAAAAACGGCAUAAAAACACUAAGAAGGAACUGGAGGAGAUCAGGAGAAGCUCCAUCGUGUUUAGUGACUCAAGCAGCUCGGGUUUGUUCGCUGAUUAUGAUUCAGCACCGAGCGACGGCGAGGAAUACGGCGACUACUCGACUAGAAAGGAGAUUGAAAACACACCAAGUCUGAACGACGACCAUUCUGCGUCGCUUUUUGAUCAAGAUCAGUCUGAGUUCCAAGACCCGGAACCUCAAUCAGCGGCGAUAAAUGACGAUUUAGAAUGGGAGCAUGAAGAUGGCUGGCGGAAGUUUGGGAGCCUUGAUAACCUACACUCUCUGACUCGAAGAAAGUCUGAAGGAAGUUCGUCUAAUAAGCUGCGGAAGAGCUCCUCCAUGGGAAAAUUGAACAGUGAUGGUCGAGAGAGGUACGUGAGCGAACGAAGACGCUCUGGACAUGCCAGGUGGUGCAGCGACGAGAGCCUUGAGGGCGGCAGAAAAUGGUCGAGUUCGCCACACAGAAGUAAAAGUGACGAUGGAAAAAUGGACCUUCUAGAGAGCAAAGUGGCUCUACUGGAAAAACGGCUUCGAGAUGAGCAGCGAAAGCGUCAAAUUUCCGAAAAUGAAGUUGCCAAGUUGCACGUAGAGAAGGAGAAUCUGUUCGAGGAACUCGAAGAUACUCGUGACCAGCUACAUAUAAGACUCAGCCACCUGAAUCUAUACUGCGCUGAUGAUGAUUGCUACGAAGGAGAGUCAUAUUUCGAGCAAAGUGAAAAUGUAAACGAUUUUUCAGAGGUGCGAAAGGUAAACUGUGAAAUCAGAUCCGUGGAAAGGCCUACUCUAGCGCCAGCCGGAAUCGAAGAAACUGCCUCCCGUAGCAGCUCACCUGGCGUUGAUAAACUCCGUUCCCAAUCCGAGCAAAUGAGAAGAACACGUCUGACCGGAAGUUGGAGAACAGUGAACGCUCAGUUUUACGAGCUGGACGAAUACGAUGAUGAGAUUAAGGUCGAAUUGGAUCCAAGUAACAUCAUGGACACAUUGCGCAGACUCAAAACUUACAAUAACGUUUUGUAUAACGAUGUAUUGUAUGAAAGAGAUGAGCUAAAGAGUCUGAAAAGAAGAGCGUCAAGACUAGAAUCACGCAAAUGAUGAAGAUGUAGCAUGUUAAGUAGGAAUGCAUGAACUUUGCCUGCUUACUUGUUACCAGCGACAGAGUAACCUUUUGUAAACUAAAAGCGCCUUCCUCAGUUGAGUAAUGAGGGUGUCAGCGCGGAGUAAACGAGAAAGACGAUUAUUAUUUAAAGAAGUGAAGACUGUUAAGGAGAUUUUGUUGCUAAAUAAUGUCCCGUUUAUACCAAACAAACGAUUUUAAAAGUAUCCCAUGUUUAACUGAUCCGAGCUAGAAAGUUAAUUAUGUAAAAUUACUCGGUCGAGCAGUUACGAACAGUUCCCUGUUUGGCAAUGCAAGACGUAAGAUUUGGUAUUUGAUCACCUAAUUAUAUACCAAUGUUAUGAUCGGUACUCGUAAAAGCAAAAUAUAUUUAACUAUUCCACCUUUGAUUUUUCAUUUUCGGCUGAUUAAGCGCCAGAGGGCAAAAAUCAUUGGCAUAAAUAUUUAAAAAUGACUUCUGUUUUAUUCAAAUUUGAGUUAAAGGACAUGUGUUAGAAUAAGACGGGAUACGUAAAGUACAUAUAUUUAUUUUAUCUAUAUUUUUUUCAACUUUUGUCUUUCUCCUUUUUUUUAAAAACCUUACUAUCAGAGUUAGAUGUCUCUAUGAUUUGUUUUGUGUAAGGCAAGGCUGAAAAAGGGAAAGUCGUAGAAUUCGUGAUUUUUGCCUUUGCUUUCAGUUUUUCUGUAGAAUAGGCCAGUUCCGAAUUACGUUUGGCCUCUUUUUCAAAACGAGGCCUGGUGCUCAACCAUACGUAUGAAAAUUAGUUUA
Stylophora pistillata is the source of this 2393-nucleotide messenger RNA. RefSeq lists its product as uncharacterized. The record is from RefSeq and is a predicted model, not a curated record. Gene Ontology annotation, biological process: regulation of apoptotic process. Lineage: Eukaryota; Metazoa; Cnidaria; Anthozoa; Scleractinia; Pocilloporidae.